Messenger RNA from Callithrix jacchus (white-tufted-ear marmoset), 731 nucleotides. Lineage: Eukaryota; Metazoa; Chordata; Mammalia; Primates; Cebidae. The record is from RefSeq and is a predicted model, not a curated record.
AUGCAGCUGACCGUGGAGCUGAGCCCACUCUCCGCGCUGUGGGCCCAGGGGACCCAGGUGGCCCCUUCGCCAGCCAAGAAGAGCUCAGAGCCACCCACAGCCGCAGCCAUGCAGUGCCUCCUGCUCACCCUGGGCAUGGCCCUGGUCUGUAGCAUCCAGGCCAGUGACAUCCCUCAGACCGAGCAGGACCUGGAGGUCCCAAAGGUCCUGGCUGGCUGGCUGCCUCUCUGUCCACCUGGCUGUGUGCCCCGCCUUGGAGGCCUCAUUCAGGCUGAUGCCCAGCAACCUGGCUGGGCUGGGCGAGCUGUGUCCCUGGGUCCCUUCCCGGAGUGCAGCCUCUGGCCCCGCACUGGGUUCACAAACACCCCCACCGCUGUGCAGCUUCUCAGGGAACACCACAAAUGCGCUGAGAGGGCCAUCCUCGCCCAGAAGACUGAGGACCCAGCUGUGUUCAGGGCAGACUCCAGGACCCUGGGGGCAGACGACAAGGUCAUGGAGGAAUUCAUCCACUUUCUCAAGACCCUGCCCGUGCACAUGCGGAUCUUCCCAGACGUGACCCAGGCAGAAGAGCGGUGCCGCAUCUAGGAGAGCUCCUGCCCAGUCCUGCCUCCUGGGUCCCAGAGCCUCGGCCCAGUGCAGAGAGAGGGGACAUCACCUUUCUGGGAGGGACAUGGAGGCUGAAGACCAAGGCACCAAGGUUUUGUGGGACCCUGGGACCUCCUGGGCCUCAG